Messenger RNA from Caenorhabditis angaria, 1110 nucleotides. The record is from the annotation of a GenBank genome assembly. Lineage: Eukaryota; Metazoa; Nematoda; Chromadorea; Rhabditida; Rhabditidae.
AUGUUCUUAUUGAUUUUUCUGACUGCGUUGGUGAAUUCGCAACCAUUUCAACUUCAAGAUGGUGUGGUCUUGUCGACGGAGUGUAAAAAUAUCGACGAUGCACAAAAAAUCAGGUAUUUUGAAAUUUAGGGAAAAGGUGGUGUUUUAACCUUUGCUUUUUUUUGCAGAAGUUUGUUGUUCUACACAUGCCCAUUGGAUUACGACCCUUCAUGUGCAGAUCCAAUUUUCGAUCCAUUCCACGCGUUUCAUUUUCGAUGCCAACUAAAAUGUAAGUUUUUGCACAAGAAAAUCAAAAUAUAUGGAAUUUUUCAGAUGACACUGGGCUUUUGAAUCUGAACAUUCAAGAGUUCACAAAUUUGCUAAACAUGGAUCACAUGAACCACAGUUGGUGUAUGAUAACCUUUUUAUAUUCGAAUAAUUGCCCAUUUUCCUACACACUCGCACCGGAAUUCAACAAAUUGACCAAUUAUUAUCAAAAUAUUUAUUUCGUUGGGAUGAAUGCAUUUGAAUUGAAAGAUUCGAAAAUCAAUGUUCGAAGUGGUUUGAUUGGUACACCAACCGUUGCUUUAUGGGUGAAUGGUGUAAUUGUGGCUAGAAUGUAUCAUCAGAAUUUGGAUCUGAAGGAACUUCAAAAGUUUAUUGGACAAUACACUGAUUUGGAACCAAAGUGGUCUGCAAAUCGAGGAAAUGUUGAUUCGAGUAUUAUUGUGAGAAUGGAUGAGGAGGAUAUCAUCGAAUCGAUAUACACUCUGCUUUGUUUCUUGGUCGUUAUAUUGAGUUAGUAUUUUCAAAAGGUUUUGUUCGAAAGUUAAAAAUCUCUGAAAUUUUUCAGCCAUAGUCUACCAAUAUCGCGAAUAUUUUCUGGCGACUUUGCCAGUUUUCAAGUGGAUUCGAACAAAGUUCGGCGCCGAGAAAUGCGAAAUCUUCUAUCAUUUGUUAUAUGUUGUGCCGCCAAGAAUCGAUCAGGAAUUUGUUAUUGUAAAUGAAGGGGAGGCUGAAGCUGGAGCUGAAGCUGCAAAUCCAGAAGAAGCUGAAGUUCAGCAAGUUCCAGAAAAUGCUGAAAAUCAAGCUGGAGUUCAAGAACCACUAGAAGUCCUUGCGCAAUUAUGA